AUGCCUGUGGUAUGUAAAGCUGACGCUUUGCACCAGGCUUCCAAGGAAGCCUUGCCAGUCCUUCAAGACCAAACAUCAAUAUCAAAGAUUGCCCAAUCGAACGAGGACAAGAAGAGCUGGGUCUAUACCUGUGAGCUAGAGGACGAUACGUGUGGGAACAAAAAUACUUGCGGAUGUGGGAAGUUGGAGGAUGGACAUACAGCACAUAAGUGGGUCGUGACGAAGAAAUAUCAUGAGCUGGCAACGAAAUUGAUAGGUCAGAAGGAAAGCGUCCAAGACGCUUUCGGCAUGUACAUCUUCAAUGACUGA
Molecule: messenger RNA, 309 nt
Organism: Letharia columbiana
Lineage: Eukaryota; Fungi; Ascomycota; Lecanoromycetes; Lecanorales; Parmeliaceae
Exons: 1
Coding region: 1-309 (102 amino acids)
Source: RefSeq, a predicted model, not a curated record